AUGACAAACACUAUUUCGGUGACAUCAAUACUAUUCCGGCGACAGCAACACUAUUUCGGCGACCAAUUUCAACCACAGAUUGCCGAAAUCCAGCGACUCUAUCAAGUAAAUGGACUCAAUCGAUCAGGCACUAAGGCGAGAGAUGUGGAUGGUUAUAAGUUAUGGUACUCGGGUAGUGUAAGACAUAGAAAUGGGGUAGGUAUCUUAGUAGAUGAAAAACUUGGGGAGCAGGUAGUUGAGGUAAAGAGAGUUAGUGAUAAGUUGAUGUCUAUUAAGUUGGUCAUUGGAGGGUCUACGGUGAACGUUAUUAGUGUCUAUGCCCCACAAGUAGGUUUAGAAGAGAAGGAGAAGAAGGAGUUUUGGGAGGUUUUAGAUGAGGUAGUGAGGAGCAUCCUGAGCAAUAAAAAUCUUCUCGUGGAAGGGGAUUUCAAUGGGCAUAUUAGAUCUUUGCCAAGAGGUUUUGAGGAUGUGCAUGGCGGUUUUGGUUUAAAGGAGCGGAAUGAAGGCGAAUCUGCUCUUUUGGAUUUUUCUGGGGCUUUUGGGUUGUGGAUAGCAAAUUCAAACUUUCCGAAGAAGGAGGAACACCUUAUUAUGUUUUGUAGUUCAAUGGCCAAGACUCAUAGACUUUUUGCUUCUUAG
Capsicum annuum is the source of this 639-nucleotide messenger RNA. Its product is annotated as craniofacial development protein 2-like. Lineage: Eukaryota; Viridiplantae; Streptophyta; Magnoliopsida; Solanales; Solanaceae. The coding region runs from base 1 to 639 and encodes 212 amino acids. The record is from RefSeq and is a predicted model, not a curated record. Gene Ontology annotation, biological process: chromatin remodeling. The transcript is spliced from 2 exons. Gene Ontology annotation, cellular component: nucleus.